Molecule: messenger RNA, 838 nt
Organism: Sinocyclocheilus grahami
Lineage: Eukaryota; Metazoa; Chordata; Actinopteri; Cypriniformes; Cyprinidae
Product: nucleolar protein 58-like
Exons: 3
Coding region: 170-664 (164 amino acids)
Source: RefSeq, a predicted model, not a curated record
GUUAAAAAAUAAAUAUAAGGGCGGCCAUCUUUGUUUCUCUGCCUUGUAGUGUAAAAUAUUCCAAAACGCCCCCACUUUUUGUGUGUCGAUUUGAAUAUUAAAUAAAUAUCAUAAUUCGGAAGGAAUACACUUUUGGAUCUCGCGGAACGGGGUCACCGACGGGAAUAUAAUGUCCUCUCUUCUCCGUUCUUGUGAGGAAGAUGAGGGCACGGCGGUUAAUUCCGAGGGAGGAGAUCUUGAUGAAGAAGAAGAAGACGACGGAGACCUGGACGAGAACGCAAGCGACAUAAACUCACCGGCGGCGCCUAGAGAAACUGCAGCAAGAGCCGCGCCAGAUGAUGGCGAUGACAUUGGUGAGACAUCGGACAGGGACAACCUGGGGAAAAAGAAACGAGGCCCUAAGAAAAAGAAAGAGACAAAAAAGAAGGACAAGGACAAGGAGGGGAAGAUGGCCAAAGCACGCAAGCGCAAAAAAAUAGACAGUGACGUAGAGAGAGACUCAGAGCCAGACUAUGCCAUGAACUCUGACAGUGCUGCCAGCGAUUAUGGAGGAGAGAAGAAAAAGAAGAAGAAACACAAGGACAAAAAAGAGAAGAAAACCAAGAAAAAGAAAAAAGACGAUGAAGACAGCACACAUGAAGAGACCACAAAGGUUAUCCUUUAGCACUGUCUAUGCCUCUUCUUGCUCUGCCUGCGGAGCUGCAUGCUAUUUCCCAUAAACUUUGCUGAUACAGGUUGUGUGCUUCAGGGCUCACAAAAUCACUAGCCUGACAUCCUGGGGCUAUUGUGUUUUCCAGUCGGACUACCAAAGUGCAUCACCGCCAUUUAUCUUGAAAUA